CCAAGAUCUCUCCCACACAUGUCUCACGCACCUACUUCCCACUCCACCUCCGCCCCCUAUACCUGCGCAACACCAUGCUAUCCUCGAAUGACGGAAUUACCACGGAAAGCAUCGUAAAUAGGAAGGCCGUUUAUUGCUGCUUAGAUCAUGUGUCGGCAGUCGGCAGAGUGUCGAAGACACUCGUUCUGGUCUGGAGAACGUUUUGUCGAUUCCUGGAAGGUGCCUGGAACUUGCUCGGGGAGACCUAUUUUGGGCCGAUCGCCGCCGGAGCCCAGUUCACAUGUACUCGCCAUAUACUUGCUCGCGUGAACACCGAUAACAUGAAAGAUCGUCAUCGACAACUCCAUAUGACAAGUACACGAGCAUCCUGUCUCGCGGAGACAAACGCCACAAUCACUCACCACCAUCGCCUGUCCAUGUUAUGA
Messenger RNA from Periconia digitata, 425 nucleotides. Lineage: Eukaryota; Fungi; Ascomycota; Dothideomycetes; Pleosporales; Periconiaceae. The record is from the annotation of a GenBank genome assembly.